AUGGGGGCCGAACACUUGACCAUUCGUAAUCUCACUUCUACGCCAAUUACUCUGAAGCGCAUUGAGCGCUUUCUGCCACAUCACAAUCCUCGCAAUGAGUUCCAGAGUUUUGCAAAAAACUUCACCCGAGUCUUGACCAAUGUGACCCGCACCAAUGCACCAGUGGCCAUCAUCAACGAUGGCGACGAGCCCUUUGUUCAUGAGGAUGUUGAUAUCCAUAUCGAACCGUUUCAGACAAUUCACACCGAGAUUCGCACGUGUAUCGAGUCGGACAAAGAACGCUUGCGCUGGUUCUUCGAAGUGGAAGGGGAGAGACAUCGAAUCCAGACUCCGGUGCCUACGUCCGAGUCCGCCACUAUGAAGGCACUAUGCGACGAACCUCGUUUUAAACUUACUGGCGUCUAUGUCACGCCCGAGUCACACCUCUCAAUCUACUCUGCGGCCAAUUUGAAUGCGUGGAUGGGCGAGUUAAAGGACGACACUUUACUCUCCUCGCUUUCGAUCCCGGGCACCCACAAUUCUCCCACCUGCCAUGUUGCGCCACCAUCUGUUCGUUGCCAGGCAGUCAGCCCACGAGAGCAACUUCAAAAUGGUGUUCGAUUCUUCGACAUCCGUGUACAGCCGCAGUACCCAGAAGAUGCCGACAAGGAUGAGCUCAUCCUAGUGCACAGCGUCUUCCCCAUCUCCCUAACAGGAAACAAAUAUUUCCGUGACCUGAUGCGGGACGUCAACGAAUUCCUCGAUCAAAACCCGUCAGAAACACUGAUAAUCUCCCUUAAACGCGAGGGACCCGGCGAACACACCGACCAACAACUCAGCCGGAUCCUAAGCGACCACUACGCCCGCCCAGACAGUCGGUGGUACACUAAUCCCAAAAUACCCACUCUCGGCGAGGUGCGCGGGAAAGUCGUCCUUCUCCGUAGGUUCGAACCCCUAGAUCAUCUCAAGGACAUCCACGGAGGCGAAGGCUGGGGCAUCUGCGCCUCCGGUUGGGCCGAUAACUGCGCCAACGCGACUUGUCCCAGCGGACAAUUGUGCAUCCAGGAUUUCUACGAGGUCAUGGAAACAGAGAAUAUCGGACAGAAGAUCCAGUAUGUCACGGAGCAUUGCUUCCGCGCUGCUGAGACCUGUUAUCCGUUCGGUAUACUUCCGGAUCCCGGGGCAACCAGGGCGCAUCCUUUCUAUAUCAACUUCUUGAGCGCGAGCAAUUUCUGGAAGCUUGGUACAUGGCCAGAGAAGAUUGCAGCUAAGCUGAACCCGGCCGCGGUUGACUAUCUCUGUCGGAAGCACGGUGAAAAGGAUGGUUGUGACUGGUCUACUGGUGUCCUGGUCACGGACUGGGUUGGCUUGGAUGGCGACUGGGAUCUUGUGCGAUGCAUUGUGGGCAUGAAUGCUCGGUUGAAGAUGAGGCAAGAGAGGCACGAAAGUGACAGCUAG
This is a messenger RNA of Aspergillus alliaceus, 1437 nucleotides long. Its product is annotated as phosphatidylinositol-specific phospholipase C. Bases 1 to 1437 code for a protein of 478 amino acids. The transcript has a single exon. Lineage: Eukaryota; Fungi; Ascomycota; Eurotiomycetes; Eurotiales; Aspergillaceae. Gene Ontology annotation, molecular function: phosphoric diester hydrolase activity. The record is from RefSeq and is a predicted model, not a curated record. Gene Ontology annotation, biological process: lipid metabolic process.